AUGAAAAUAUCUAGCAUAUGGUUAUAUGCUUCUAGCUUGUUUCCCAAGGCCAGUUUCCCAGCUGGUUCCCUAAGAGAACAGAGAGAAGGGGGAGAGAAACAGAAGAGCAGAAAGGAAACAGGGAAAGCAAAAAGAAAAGGACGUGCAGAGAGAGAGAGAGAGGGAGAACGAACAAGAUAUAGAAGUAAGAAGAGAAAGAGAAGAGGAGAUGAAGGAGGUGGUCAUGUGCCUCACAUCCCUCCUUGGCCUGUGGCAGAUGUAUUGGAACACAGCAACCUCUUCUGGACAAAAGGGAAAGUAGCAGGGAGUGUAGUGAAGCCACAUAACAGUAGCAGUAACAGCUUCGAGGCCACCAGAUGCCCUCCCAGCCAAUUUGUCUUGUCCCUUUCACAGACAAACUACUUGCCAAACAAAAGUGAAGAAGAAGUACAAAGUAGCGUACAAUGGAAAUGCUCAAUCAAAGUACAAACUCAGAAAGGCCUGGAUCCCAAGAAUGGACAAAGCCAGAUGGCACGAAAAAUUGGGCUGCUGCAGUUUGGCUUUAGAUUUGGACACACACACAUACACUUUACACACCCAGUUCCUCUCCAAAGGGACCUUUGUACAGAGGUUGUAGCAUCAGGCGCUCUCUCACAGGACCAAAGGCAGCAAGUCCAUUAAAUACACAUGAGAGUCUAAUUAGGGUCCCCCUCGUGUGGCGGGCUUGGAGGUAGGAGUCAUUGGGGAAUGACAGUGCCAGGACCCUGAAACUCGGAGAACACACUCUGCAAAUUAAUAGAGAAUGACCAAGAAGUACCUCUGUGACUGACUGGGACCUCUGCUUCCUUGGAGGCAAAAAUGUUCAGUGCUGAUUGCUCUCAUUAAAUUUGUUAUAGUGAUAUAAUUAUGAAAAUAUGUCUGGAAAAUGGGAUGACUCUUGGUGUGUGGUUAGUUUGCAUACUAUGGUAAAUUUGAUAUGAAUGUUUAAUAUUUAUAUGGUUCAUGUGACCUUUAAGUGAGACCAGGGAGAAGGUAUUGUUCAGUAUGCGUUUUAGUUUGUGGCCUCAUUUUACCCAAUUUCUCUGGUAAUUCCAACCCAUUAAACAUCUCUGUUGUGGUCUUUAAAUGAAUGAUAGUCAACCAUCCUGAACAAGAUUAACAUAACUGAUCAUUUUGCUAAUUUGUUCUGAAUUCAAGCAGGAAAAGGGGACUCAAUGAUAUUUCCCAUUAUAAUUAGGUUGAUAAUAACAUUGGCUGAAUUAUUGCAUUUUUGUUAUUCAGGAGGAAAGUCUUUCCUCUGGUGCGUGUCAGAUGAGAUAUUAGUGCGGACAUAAUUCUUAUUCUGGCAGCAGCAUGGUGACUGAUAUUAUUUAAAUUACACCUCCUUGGGCAAAGUAUUCGGAAAUACUUUGCAGAUGGGAAUUCAUCACAAAAUGGUGUUGAGAAAAUGAGGGGCAUCAGGGCUUGAUUACACUGACAAAAAUGUCUUUUUUUUAGAGAGAAAUGACAUUAACGUUAACAACUGACUGAGGUGUGCAGUACACUGAAAACUGGCCACAUCCUCCCAUAAUAGACGUAUUUUACCACAUCUAUUAAUUUUAUGUAAUGUAGACAUAUAGAUAGAUAUAGAGAGAGAGAGAGAGAGAGAGAGAGAGCGCAUUGAACUUUCUUCCAGCUAACUUCACAGUCUCUCACAUGCCUUCUGGUUAACUGUAGUCUUUGCCACUCUCCCAUAAAGCUCAGUCUCUCCAAUGUCAACAUCUAAAGCUUGUAACUCCUUCAGAACUGUUGUAGGUCUGCUGGUGACCUACCUCACUAGUCUCCUUGCACACUCACUCAGUUUUUGAGGACGGCCUGCACGCGGUAGAUUUACAGCUGUGCCACGCUCUUUCUAUUUCUCAAUCUCUGAUUUAACUGCAAGGGAUGAUCAGUGACAUGGAGUACUCUCCUUUUCUACAUGGUGUUGGUUUUUCCAAUGUACUAACUCACUUAAAAAUGUAUCUUCCCCAUUGGUGUAUUUAAACUACAAUCGAGUGAAACCCAUUGACUACACACAGGUGAUCCCCACUUAACUAAUGACGUGGCUUUUAAAACCAACUGGCAGCACCAGUGAUGAUUUAUUAACAUGUUUAUUAUUAAAGGGGGUAAAUACUUAUGCAAACAUGUUUUGUAUUUUAUAUUUAUAAUCAAAUUAAAUCACUUUGUAGAGAUGUAUUUUCACUUUGAC
Messenger RNA from Micropterus dolomieu (smallmouth bass), 2206 nucleotides. RefSeq lists its product as uncharacterized. The coding region runs from base 1 to 660 and encodes 219 amino acids. Lineage: Eukaryota; Metazoa; Chordata; Actinopteri; Centrarchiformes; Centrarchidae. The transcript is spliced from 5 exons. The record is from RefSeq and is a predicted model, not a curated record.